Molecule: messenger RNA, 1164 nt
Organism: Acanthoscelides obtectus
Lineage: Eukaryota; Metazoa; Arthropoda; Insecta; Coleoptera; Chrysomelidae
Source: the annotation of a GenBank genome assembly
UGUCACGCUGUCGACAUAUGUCCGUCGGACAUUUCGCAAAACCAUUUCAUCCAUCCAAACACAACAUUAAAAUUGAAGCUUUUGCAAAUGCAAUAUGUAGAGAAUCCCAAGAGGCACGUUUUCGUCGCGUUGAUUUUCACCGAAUCAACAGCCAGCGUUCUCAACAUCAGCCUGCCCCAUUUGGAACAUCUCCAUCCGGAUGACUCGAAGAUAUGCGUUGUAACGGCUAGUGAGUACAGCUACUUGAAAAAAUGUAGACAACAAUCCAAGAAAACUAAAGAUGACAACGUUACAUCGACUGGCAGUAAGCAGUUGGAAGAAAUUUAUUUGAAAUUGUCAUCCGACGUCGGUCUCUUCACAACCAGCAACUAUUCAUCCUCAUCUAGCGUGAACGACGAGGAGUUGGAAAACUUCAAGUCUGAUCGUUCUUCAAUCUUCGAAGUCUCCAAAAUCAACAAGUUUCCUUUGCUCGCCGCGAGGAGUAUGGCGCACGCGAACAAACUUGACAUCCAAGAUAGAACGAUUCACGUUACGUUGCUAGAAACGGAUUCAAAAUCAUCUACGGAAUUUAUUUGUCGAAUUUGCCACGGCGGAGACAGCGAGGACGAUCUACUAACGCCUUGCAGAUGUAGAGGCACGGUAGCGCUGGUGCAUCUCAAAUGUCUCGAGAGAUGGCUGCGAGAAUCCGAUCACAGCACCUGCGAACUUUGCAACCACCGUUACAAAAUAAUCCGCGAGCCCAAGUACAGCGUACCGUGGUCGAUUUUGGUGUUUUUAAGACACCCCGGGGACCACUGGAAGGAUCUAAUAAUAGACCUGUUCGCGUUCUCGGUAUACACACCAUCAGCGAUUGCCUCAACGUAUAUGCUGAUGAUGAUCUGCGAAUCUCUGGUCAAAUCGAAGAUCAUAUCACCCGGUACGCUAUCAUCGCACAUCGUUGCAUUUUCCGCCGUUUUCGGAAUGGCGGCCAUCGAUUUCACUUAUUCUUCGUGGCUGUUGAUGACUUUGCAAACGCACAUUGAAGCCUGGCGAAAAUGGUGUAGGAGCAAUUCAAAUCUGAAGAUCAUUUUGCCGAAGGUGAAAUUGCGGCCGCACAAGUCGAGAAACAAAAAGGAAAAAGAGAAACUUAAGAAUACACCUGUCAAAUGUAAAAGCUCCCAAUAA